AUGGCUGUUGAAGAAAUGGCUUUACAAAAAGAAGCAAGAAAAGGUAUGACCACUGAAGAGGCUGAAUUUUCAGUCGAAACUAAAUUGGAUCACCAAGUAUUCUUAUGGUCGGAUAAGUACCGACCACGAAAACCUAGAUAUGGUAAUAGGGUACAUACUGGAUUUGAGUGGAAUAAGUACAAUCAAACUCAUUAUGACAUGGAUAAUCCUCCACCAAAAAUUGUUCAAGGAUAUAAGUUUAAUAUAUUUUAUCCAGAUUUAAUUAAUAAAGGUUCAACUAAACAAUAUUUCUUGACUGCUUGCGGAAAUAACCCAGAAUUCGCAGUCUUGAGAUUCCAUGCUGGUCCCCCAUAUGAAGGUAUUGCAUUCAAGAUUGUAAACAGAGAAUGGGAAUAUUCCUAUAAAAGCAUUCCGUUGCCAGUUUCAUAA
Macrosiphum euphorbiae (potato aphid) is the source of this 429-nucleotide messenger RNA. The record is from the annotation of a GenBank genome assembly. NCBI's taxonomy places the organism in Eukaryota, Metazoa, Arthropoda, Insecta, Hemiptera, Aphididae.